AUGGCAGGGUUUAUAAUUAGACGAGCAACGGCAGCGGACUGUGAAGAAAUUUGUCAAUUAUUUCAGAAGCAAGUCAGUUCUGGUAAUAAGCAGACAUCACCUUCACCUGAAACCCUGAAGAAAGAUGGUUUGGGGAAAUUAUUUCAUAUACUUGUUGCUGAAGAUGAAAAAUGUGCAGCAAAACAAUUGAUUGGUUACCUGUUCUUCCAUUUUACCUUUUCUUCAUAUAAAGGCAAAUCCAUUUUGUUGACUGAUAUAUACAUCUCACCUGAAUUUAACAAGAAAAGUGUUGCAACAGAACUCUUCGUUCAUUUGUGCAAGAUUGCAAGUGAAGAAGAUUGUGCCAGACUAGAAUGGGCUGUCAGAGAAUACGAUAAUGAAAGGAAUGAAUUUGUGGCUAUUUCUAAUGCCACAAACAUCAUGAAGAUGGAAAGCAAGAGGACAAUUUCGAUUGACACCGAUUCAUUAUUGGAAAGCAUGGCAGAGUUUAUAACUAGAAGAGCAACGGCAGCGGACUGUGAAGAAAUUUGUCAAUUAUUUCAGAAGCAAGUCAGUUCUGGUAAUAAGCAGACAUCACCUUCACCUGAAACCCUGAAGAAAGAUGGUUUGGGGAGAUUAUUUCAUAUACUCAUUGCUGAAGAUCAAAAAGGUGCAUCAAAACAAUUGAUUGGUUACCUGUUCUUCCAUUUUGCCUUUUCUUCAUGGGAAGGCAAAUCCAUUUUCUUGAUUGACGUCUACAUCUCACCUGAAUACAGCAAGAAAAGUGUUGCAAAAGAACUUUUCAUUCAUUUGUGCAAGGUUGCAAAUGAAGAAAGAUGUGGUUUUCUCGAAUGGAAAGUCAGAGAAAACGAGAAUGAAAAGAAUGAAUUUGCUGCUAUUUCUAAUGCCACAAACUUCAUGAAGGAGGAGGGCAGAUAUAAAUUUCAUUUAUCGAAGGAAAAAAUUAUGACAUUCUAA
Acanthosepion pharaonis is the source of this 957-nucleotide messenger RNA. NCBI's taxonomy places the organism in Eukaryota, Metazoa, Mollusca, Cephalopoda, Sepiida, Sepiidae. The record is from the annotation of a GenBank genome assembly.